CCUCCUUUUUUUUCUCUAUGGCGACCACCAUUCUUUAUCCGCCUUGCGCCAUACAGGUAUAGGUAUUCUAAGAAAAUCAACUUGUUUUCAAUUUCAAGUUAAAAAAAUUGUUAAUUCCACAAUUCGAAGUGCAGUGUGCUCAAAAAUCCUACGAAUUUCCCAACAUAUGUCAGUGUUUGUGUUACGUCACUCCGUUCCCAAAAUUCAGAUGGCAACUUCUAAAGCCCUACCUUUCGUCGCCAUUUGGAUCGUUUUUCAGUUCUUACGAUAACCUAAUGUAACCUAACCUAACCACCUAAGGGAUGUCUUACGUGAUGUAACGUAUCCUUGAGACCCAUUAGUCAGGUCGUGAAGCUAUCUAACUGAUGUCCUGAUACGUUACGUUACGUCUUUCAGGCUUGUGGGGUAGGAUAUCUCAAGUCUUUGUGGGUGAGGCUCAAUUAAAUUCUCAUCUGUUCUGACAUAAGCUAUGUAUGGAUUUGAAACGUAUGCUGAGAAAACGUAGCAGCAAACUAUCAUCAAUAAUGGAUAUGAUGUUCGAGGCGUAUUUGACACACGAAUCAGGUCAUUUGGAGCCAGAUGAUAUUCCGAAAAACGCACAGGGACCAGUUUGGAUCCUUGGAGUGGAGUACUGCCAUCGAGACUUAGAAAAAAUCAGGCGGGAUGUUAAAUCAAGGCUCUGGUUCUCUUAUCGAAGAGGUUUUGUGUCUAUUGGAAAUUCUGGGUUGACAUCUGACAAGGGAUGGGGCUGUAUGCUCAGAUGUGGGCAGAUGGUCAUAGCACAAGCAUUACUAUUCUUGCAUUUAGGAAGAGAAUGGUGCUGGAGUCCAAACAAACGAGACAGAGAUUACCUGCGGAUAUUACAGAUGUUUGAGGAUGUGCACAGUGCUCCAUAUUCAAUUCAUCAGAUAGCUAUAUCAGGUCUUGACGAAGGGAAGCAAGUAGGAGAAUGGUUUGGGCCGAACACGAUAGCUCAAGUUUUGAAGAAAUUGUCAGUGAAUGAUGAAUGGAGUUCCAUAGCAUUUCAUGUAGCUUUGGACAAUGCCUUAGUUAUCAAUGAUGUCAGAAGACUAUGUGUUAAUAGUGGUCGAAGAACAAAUAGAGGAGACAGGAAAUCAUCAACCCGUUGGAAACCUCUCAUCCUAAUAAUACCUCUUAGACUUGGUAUAGCAGAAAUAAAUCCUGUCUAUGUACAAGGCGUAAAGACCUGCUUCACUUUCCGGCAGUCAUUAGGAGUCAUAGGUGGUAAACCAAAUCAUGCCUUAUAUUUCAUUGGUUGCGUAGGAAACGAUGUGAUAUUUCUAGACCCGCACACAACUCAACCUGUGGGAUUUGUUCAGAGCAAAGAACAAGAGCAUGAGAAGAAAGUAGAUUGCACCUACCACUGCAAGCAUGCUAGUCGCCUUCCAAUUCUUCAUAUGGAUCCAUCUGUAGCUGUUUGUUUCUUCUGUAAGGAAGAAAAAGAUUUUGACAAUCUUUGUCAAGAAAUAAGGAUGAAACUAAUCAUCCCUGAAAAACAACAUUUAUUUGAGCUCUUUGAUGAAAAACCUCAAAGUUGGGUUCCUCCUGAUGGCAGUGCAGAAGAAGCUUUACGGGCUGUAGGAGAUUUUGAAUAUUCCAGUAAUACAGAUGACUCGGAUGAUGAUUUUGAACUCCUUGGAUGAGUGAUUUAUGUGAGCUCUCAGGUUAAAUAGUAACCAUUGCUACAACGCCAUUCGCUUUCGAUAACGGGGACGUUUUUUGUGGUUGUACAGAACACACCAAAGGAGUUUGGUUUUUUUUUUCAAUUAUUAUUUAUUUUCAUUCAAUCUAAGUUAGCUUGUCUUUUUUUGAAUCCCUUCAUAGAUGCACCUCUUGAUUCAUAUGUUGUUGCUCUUGGUACGAGAUUUCAAGUUUUCAAUCAGCAAAAGAGUAGGCUGGAUGUCUCAGAAGCUGUACAUAAGACAAAGAAAAAGAUGCAUCUUCAUUUAUUUAUGAAACUACAUGUUAAAAGAUCUUCUAUCUAUUAAAUUGGUUGAAUUUACUUUUUUGCACAAUCCAAUUUAUGAAGAAAGGAGCUUGAGGUUUCUGGAAUCAAUCAGAAGUAUGACAAACAUUUUCAGGUCUUGGGUCUUAACAGUGAGCUUUUUGACUUAUUCAUCAUUUCUUAUUUUAUAAUUUUUUGCACAAUAUCACUGAGUCUCUAUAGCUUAAUAUAAAAAAAAAAUUAGGACUAUUUACUUGACGUGUAAACAAAAACCUCAAGAACUCCGUGGCACUGUAAGUAGCGUGCAUACAACUUUGAUCCCUCCAAAAAAAGUUAUAAUUUUAAGGGUCUCGAGAAAAGGAACAUUUCCUCUUGCAUUCACAUUUUUCAACCCUACCGUCUACAAGACAGUGUUCUUAAAAGUUCUUUGUGUGAGAAAUCCUAAAAAAGCUGCUAACUAAGCUAACUGCACUUUUUAUGACUUUUUUACAUGGUUUUUAGUGUUCUUCUGAAAUCUGUCCACAUUUAUCGAUUAUUCAAUUGAAAAUUCCUAAUUUCAAUGUCCAUAAAACUAGUAACUCUA
Bemisia tabaci is the source of this 2549-nucleotide messenger RNA. RefSeq names its product Autophagy-related 4a (gene Atg4a). Gene Ontology annotation, molecular function: protein-phosphatidylethanolamide deconjugating activity; cysteine-type endopeptidase activity. Gene Ontology annotation, cellular component: cytoplasm. Gene Ontology annotation, biological process: aggrephagy; protein delipidation; mitophagy. NCBI's taxonomy places the organism in Eukaryota, Metazoa, Arthropoda, Insecta, Hemiptera, Aleyrodidae. The record is from RefSeq and is a predicted model, not a curated record.